Molecule: messenger RNA, 2475 nt
Organism: Paramecium tetraurelia
Lineage: Eukaryota; Ciliophora; Oligohymenophorea; Peniculida; Parameciidae
Exons: 2
Source: RefSeq, a predicted model, not a curated record
AUGAAUCAACCUAUUCAAGAUAAUGUGUGUCUUUUAUUGAAAUCAGAGAGCACUUAUUCAUAAAUCUAACCAUACCUCGAUAAAAUAAAGGAAAAAGAUCAGUAAGUAAUCCAAUAAUCUAGAAAAUUUUAUGAACCCAUUUGCCAAGCUAUUAUAUCUGUUUUUUUUGAGUAAGAACCAAUUCAAUGUUUUCAAGCAGCUCGAAUGGCAAAAGAAGCAAUAGAAAAACAGAACCUAGACUUUUUAACAGUCUUUCAAAAUGUUUGUCUGAAGUCUUAUGAAUAAUUGGCAGAAGAUACGUUGAAUGUGAGACUGGCUGACAAAGCAUCUUAGUUUUUUAACAAGAGUGGCAGCGAUAUGAAUUUUGGGAAGAGCUUCUUCCAUUUGAUUUUAGAGAGUAUUGAAAAUUGGGCGAGACUAUAUCCUAAAAAAAAUGAUGGAAUCACUCCAACAUUAUUCUAUUAAACUUAUCAAAAUCUUCUUAAUAAAGGAAUAAAAUUUCCUUAAGCUAACUACUUUAAAGAGCAAUAGUCAAUAAAAAAUAAUUACAAUAACCAAAAAUUAGAAAUAUUGAAAGAUCUAUAAUAAUAAAUUAUGGCGAUGAAAUAAUUACAUGAAAUAGAAUUAACUGAUCAAUAGUAAUAGAACAACUUGAAAAUAUUUGAACUGUAAGAAUAAUUAUAAUAUUUCUAAAACAUGCAGCCAAUAUUAAAGGGAUAAAUAGAAGAAUUAUAAAAAAAAGAAGAAAAAUAUAAGAAAGACUUUGAAUACAAUCAAUAGAAAUUGAAAUAAUUGGAAAGUGAACUAAGGAAUAAUAAAUUGAAUGGAUAAUAAUACUUAAACGAAUAAUUAGAGAAAUUAAAUCUAGAAUCUUAAAUAUAAGAGCUUUAAAAAUAGAUUUAAGAACUUGAAAAAAAUAAUUCUAUUUUGACUGAGAAAUUAGAAAAAUAAGGGAAUGGAAGAUAAAUUUAAAAUAAUUAAUAUUGUUUAAAUUAGCUCAAUGAACAAUAAAUAGACAACAUGAAUCUCAAGAAGGAAUUGGAGAAAAAAGAAGCAGAAAUCAAAGAACAAAAAUUUACUUGUUUAGAAUAAGCUUAAAAUAUUAACUAAUUGAAGUUAUAAUUAAAAGCAAGAGAGAAGUUGAACUAGGAUAUAGCUUUAUCAAGAAAUUAGGAUUAAGAAUAACUGAUAUCAAAAUUAUAAUAAAAUAUUGAGAACUUAAAAAAAAAUAUUGAAUUACUUGAAGGAGAAAAUGGAUCUUACUAAUUUUAUUAAUAAGAGUAAUAAAAGAGGAAUUAGAAACUUGAAGAAUAAUUGUUAAACGCAUAAUAAAAAUUACAAGUUUCGGAAAAUAAGAUUAAAGAAUUACAAUCAUAAUUAGAUUAAUUAAAGUAAAUAUCUCCAGCCAGAACUAAUUCUAAUUCUGCCAAAAUAUUAAUCCAAGAAAGAAAACCUACUUAAUAUUAGAAUUUCUUCUUUCCUGAGGCAUAGUAAAAUCAAUAAUUUUUUAAUCCGCGAUUUUAAUUUAAUGAAGAUUUAAUUAGUUUGUUUACAAGACCAAAACCUAUUGAAGUAGAGAAAGUUAAUCCGUCGGAUAUCUAUCCUCAUUAAACAGCAGAGGAAUAUUAUUCUAAAGCACAAAAUAAAUAAAAUAAAGGUUAAGAAGUUGUUUUUAAAAAUUUAAUUAGCCAGUUGAAAGAUUUGUCUCAAAAAAAUUAAUGUCUCUCUUAAAUGUUCCACAUUAAUAGAACUACAUAUUACUUCAUUGAUAAACCCUCAAUUUUUGUGGCAAUUAUAAAAUAGGUUUAAAAAUAAGGGGAAUAAAACUAAGUUAAAUUUGGAGUUUAUUUCAAAACUGAUGAAUAAACUAUCAAUUUAUCAGGAAAAUUUUUAAAUUUACAAAAAAUGUUAAAGUAUUUUUCAUCUUCCUAAAAAGAUUUUAAUGUUACUCUAGAAACAUCAUCUUAAUAAUAAUAAAAAUAAUACCUACUUGAGUAUUAAAUCAAUGAUGAUUGUGAAGAUAUCUCAGAACUCCCUGUUCUGGAAAUAAAAUAUAAAGGAAAAGUGUAAUAACUGUUUCUUCCUAUGCCAAUAUAAAGUUUCAUUGAAUUUUCACAGAUAACUUAGGAUGAUUUUAAAGCAUAUUGGAAGUAACUUUCUAUCUUCAGAUCAAAAAAAUUCUGUUAUAAUCUUUUGGUUUUACCAUCUUAUUAAAGCAUUACAAAUAUCAGCACAAAAUUAAUUCUAAUCAAUGAAGACAAACUUAAGUCAUAUUUAUAAGGAAUUGAUGAAAUAAAAUAUGGAGCAAAAUUUAAGAUAUUAGGCUCUUAAUUGAAAGGAUUAAUUAAAUUUGAGCUUAUUCCUUAAAAUAAGAUUGUUAUUUACGUAGGAAUUAAGAAGGAGUAAACUCAAUAAUAUUAGGUACUUGCGACAAAAAUAAUCAAUUAUUUUAACUCAAUGUUUUAGAUAAUAUGA